AUGACGUUUGAAAGUACGCUACAGCGAUUCCUGGUAUUGAUUAGAGCGAGUCGCAUUUCUGGCUGGUUCUUUGGACCAAUUCUCCACGCGAUUGGCGUAAUUCACUCUCGCGUGUUCCCAAAGACUACUGUAGACAUUCUACGAUCUGGUUUUCAACUCUUCUGUUUGUCUUUUCCAUUAUGUAUCAUUGUAUUCGGUGUGAAUGACGUGUAUGAUUAUCCAUCCGAUGUACGCAACCCACGCAAACAUGAACACGCGUGUCGCCUAAGCACUCAUUCUCCUGUCGUCUUUUGCCCCUUCGCGAUCAUCAAUGCGAAAUUUCCACCAAGCAACCUUAACUACAUUCAUCCUCUUUCUCGGCUGGCAGUACUCCUCUCCCCCUCUUCGUCUCAAGGAGAGGCCCAUACUGGACUCGCUCUCCAACGGCGCCCUUGUUUGGUCAUCUUGGGCACUUGGGUACACUUCUUCAGGCUCGGAGCUUUUUGGGGUGAAUGCUGGAGAGAGAAGGGUUGGCUUUUGGCAUUUUGCACAGCUGGUGUACAUGCAUUAGGUGCUGCAACUGAUGUGGAAGCAGACGUUUCUGCAGGACAGAGGACGAUUGCGACGGUAUUUGGAGUAAGUUUGGCUGCAGGCUGCUCUGCUGCACUCUAUCUACCCGCAUUAACAACUGUUGAAUCAAUAUCGUUUGUAGGAGUCUACAGUUUUGUUGGUUCUGCAAUUUCACUUGUCCCAGUCUUCAUACCGGAGUGGGCGCACUAG
Molecule: messenger RNA, 759 nt
Organism: Fomitiporia mediterranea MF3/22
Lineage: Eukaryota; Fungi; Basidiomycota; Agaricomycetes; Hymenochaetales; Hymenochaetaceae
Exons: 4
Coding region: 1-759 (252 amino acids)
Source: RefSeq, a predicted model, not a curated record